Adineta steineri is the source of this 1263-nucleotide messenger RNA. The record is from the annotation of a GenBank genome assembly. NCBI's taxonomy places the organism in Eukaryota, Metazoa, Rotifera, Eurotatoria, Adinetida, Adinetidae.
AUGUAUUCAAAAUGGAAUUUAAAUCAAUAUUUAACUUAUCUUCUAUUAACACUUGUUUUUCUUUCAUCAUGGACAGAUAUCAAUGGAAUCUAUGCUGAAUUACCACAAAUUGUUUUAACACAACCUGAAAGUUGGAAAUUAGGUGCAUAUCUUGCAUUAAUUACAAAUCUUGGAAAUAUUGCACCAUUUAUAUUAGUUCUUAUAAAAGUUUUCUAUCGAAAACAUACACUUAAUCCUGUACCAAUUAAUUAUAUUGUUAUACUUAUUGGAAUGCUUUCAUGUUUUCUAUUGAUUUUCUUUUGGUCAUAUACAACAAUGAUUGGUAAUGAAAAACGUAGUACAGCAUUAUUAAUACUUGCAUUUUUUCUUUCAUUACUCGAUUGUACAUCAUCAAUAUCAUUUGCUGAUUAUAUACAUCGAUUUGGAAAAGAAUUUACAAGUAGUCUUUUUCUUGGAGAAAGUCUUACAGCUAUUUUACCAAGUUUAUUAGCAAUUAUACAAGGUAAUGGUCAAAUUAAUUGUAUACAAUCAACGAAUGAAACAAAUACUACUAUACCUGUUUAUCAAACUGCUCGAUUUUCUGUAUCAAUUUAUUUUUUAUGUUUAUUUUUAUUUUUGACAAUUUCAUUCAUCGCAUUUGUAUUAUUACAAUGGACAUCAGUUGCUAAACAAAUACAACGGAUAACACCUGAAAUAUCAUUAGAACCAAUGAAUACAAAUCAUCAAACAAAUAAAUCUUUAACUACUGUAUCGUAUAUUUUACUAUCAUUAGGAUGUACUUAUACGAGUUCAAUUCUAUUUGGAAUGAUUUUAUCAAUUUCAACAUAUGUUUUAAUGCCAUAUGGACAUCGAAUAUUUUAUCUAGGAACAAUUAUAUCACCAUGGAUGUUAACACUUGUUUGGAUAUUUGGUUUAAUAAAACCUUUAAUAUCUAAACGUUAUCUAUUAAUUUUAAUUAUACUUGGAUCGAUUACAUUUGCAUUUAGUUUAUUUGUUUCAUUUAAAAGUCCUUGUCCACCAUGGGUUGAUACAACUAAAGGUAGUGUUCUGAUAUUAAUCAUAUGGCUUAGUACUUAUAUUUUAUUGGGUUAUCCACGUUUGGUUAUUGCAAAUUAUGUACGAAUACAUUCAUCAAAUGGAAUGUUUUGGUAUGGUGUUAAUGUACAAUUAGGUGCAUUAAUCGGUUCUAUUAUUGCUUAUCUUUUAGUAGAAACAUUUUCAUCAUUUCAUGAACGAUUGCCAUGUGAACAAAUGACUUGUUAA